GUGACAGUCAGCCUGUUAGUCUGUCAGACUGCUGCGUCUGGAACAUCUGAGGCAGCAGCCUGCUGCAGCCCAGCUAGCAGGAUGAAGGUCCACUGGUGGAGCUGCAUGUUGGGAUUACUGUGCAUGCCCACUGAGGUCAUGCUCAGCAUCUGGACAGCUUCUCAAAAUCCAUCAUCUGUCUCUUAUAAGAGAGUCAACUCAUCUGCUAAGAUCACAUGCUCCACAUCCUUGUCUGACCCGUUGGGGGUUUACCUGUACAGACGUUUCCCCAGUGACCAAGACAUCGUGUACCUGGCCUUCACCAGACGACUGAUCACCAAGAAAACUAUAAAUGAACACUUUAAAGACCGAAUCAUUGUGACUGAAGACCAGCAGAUCACAGGGGGUAAUGGGUUCACCAUGCAGUUGUCUCUGCUGGAGCAUGAGGACACCAACUUGUACUACUGCAGCUGGACGUACUUUGAAUCAAAGAGGAGACAAACUCUGUCCAGCAAUGGCACCGUCAUUAUCGUCAGAGAGAGAGACCCCCAGGAACCAUGCAGGGAGCCCGUUUGGGAUUUCACCUUGAUUUUACUGAGCAUUACAGGUUUUAUUGUCGUUCUGUGUCUCUUCAUCGCAGCACUGAUUUGGAGGUGUAGACGAUUUAGAAAUCGCUUCAGGCCUGCCAGAGCUGCAGGACCACCCAGACCUGCCAGACUGGACAGGCCUCAGCACGUCUGUCCUCAGCAGCGACCUCAAUAUUGUCCUUACUUAAUCACAUCUACAAACACUUCAGACUUCAGGGGAAUUUUGUAAAAAUGAAAUCUGAUGCAAAUCAGAUGAUGAGAUGUGAUCAUUCUUUGUUAAAAGCUGUAAAAUCUCUUCACGGUAAACUUAUCACUCAGAGGUGUUUGAGACAGAUUCUGAUCUUUGAAGGCAAUAGCUUGUCUUGUGCUGUGCUGACUGUCAUUUCCUUUCAUAUACAAAUUUGUGUUUUGUUUGCAGAAAAGUGACUGAGCUACCACAUCCUGGCUCAUGUAGGGUGAACAGGUGUGAUGCCUGUGAACAGUGUUGGUGAAGAAAAAACUGCAAAGGAAGCAAUUUGACUAUUUGUUGUGAUGUAACACACUUUGUCUUGACCUGUUCAAUUGUUCUUGUUUCUUUCAUGUCCAAGAAAGAGACAUGGAGCUUUCUAACAAAUGUGUACCAUGCAUGAUUUGAUAUGUGCAUUAAAUCGUAGCAUUAAAAUUUUA
This is a messenger RNA of Acanthochromis polyacanthus (spiny chromis), 1232 nucleotides long. RefSeq lists its product as uncharacterized. The coding region runs from base 82 to 795 and encodes 237 amino acids. The transcript has 4 exons. Gene Ontology annotation, molecular function: signaling receptor activity. Gene Ontology annotation, biological process: adaptive immune response. Gene Ontology annotation, cellular component: membrane. The record is from RefSeq and is a predicted model, not a curated record. Lineage: Eukaryota; Metazoa; Chordata; Actinopteri; Pomacentridae.